Molecule: messenger RNA, 7539 nt
Organism: Cydia pomonella (codling moth)
Lineage: Eukaryota; Metazoa; Arthropoda; Insecta; Lepidoptera; Tortricidae
Gene: grnd
Product: protein grindelwald
Exons: 5
Coding region: 165-881 (238 amino acids)
Source: RefSeq, a predicted model, not a curated record
GCGCUGUUACCUGCGCCGGAGCCGAGCCGCAUUCCGUUGCCCACCUCCGCGUUGGCCGUCGACACGAAGCCUUCGAAGUUCAAAUUUUAUAUUUAGAAAGUCGGUUAUACGUUGUGGAUUGUGUUACGUUCCUCAUUGGGAUGGCCAAUUUAUAAAGAGCGAGAAUGUCGCGGCUGGUGCUAGCGCUGGUGGUGGCGGGUGCAUCCGCGCAGCUCACCCUGGACGGCGUGCGCUGCGGGCAGCUGCUAUGCCAGCAGGACCAGUACUGCUCGCCAGAGACCAACCGCUGCGCGCCCUGCAGCCUUAUUUGCAACACCACGCAUCACAACUACGACGCAGGGCUUUGUGUCAAGGAAUGCCAAGGUUAUCUUUUGGAUCUGCGCUACAUGCGCCGGUCACAGGAGCCCGAGUCAACUACCGAUUAUGGCAGUGUGGAGCGCCAGGCGCGCGCGGCGCUGAUCCUCAGCGGCGUGGCGCUCGCUGUGUUGCUACUGGCGCUGGUGCUCAUUUGCCGUGCCAAAUUUUCCUGGCGGUAUAUUAAACAAAAGUUCCAGCCUUCAAAGAAUCGAGUAAAGCAGUAUCCCGCGACGGGACUCACCCAUCACAACCCUCAUGCGGAAAUGCCGAAACCGAAACCAGAACUUAAAUUAGAUAUACCGAAUCCUGAACCCUUAAAACGGCCGCAGCCCCUAAACGCGCGAGACCUGGAGACCAGGACCUCGCAGACCGAAAAGAGCCAGGGAGCCACGACCCCCAAGACGAUGAGCACGGCGCUGAGCAAUCGGCACCCCGCCGAGGACACCACCUUGGAUUUCUCGUACGACAACAUGGCCAUGAACGUCACUCCUCCCGAGCGCGCCGCAACCAGUCACAAGUUUUAAUGCUCAGCGGUUGGCACCAGAUUGGAGACUAUUUAAUCUAACUAUUAAAAAUAUUUAGUAAUCUCUUUGUAUCAACAUACGACACGUAUCUGAGCGACUUUAGUCAUCGUCUACUUUAAAACCUAGAUUCCUUCGAUAGUUGUAACUUGCACCGAGCACGUAGGUACUAUUUAAGAUAAAUCAACAGUCGAAGCAUUUCGGUAGUGCUUAGCCCUUCGUAGUGCAGCUCAAGUAUUGAUUUUGAGAUUAUUGUGUGUGUAUCCUAUUUUUUCGAUACUAAGAAAAAAAUACGGAUGGAGGAAUACAUACAUCGUUUUCUUGUUAAUUAGGUAGGUAAUACCUUACGGAAGACUUCAUUUAUCAAGAUUUGAUUAAAAAUCUUGUUCUUAACUAGGAUCUUAUCAAUAAGAAUAUCAUAAAGAUCAUAAAUAGGACCAAAUUAAAUGGAAAUAUGGAUACGAGAGCAAUAAAAAUAAAUUAGUAACAUUCAUAAAUGGUAAAUUUUGUUCUUUGAGAAUCUUCAUAAGAGUUGUAUGGUCUCGUAAAUCUCCUGUAGCAUCUCAUUGUAAGUACUUAAUGUAUAAACUUUAUAGAACUAUUAUUAUAAUAUUUUAUACUUGUAUUAGUUAUUAUAUGGUUAGGGAUGGCUGCGCUUUGCUCAAGUCAUUGCUUAUUGUACAUAGUAUCUUGGUAUUAUAAUAAAUGGACAGCAGGAGUUAAGAUAGUCCAAAUCUGGUUGUUUUGGGUACAUGCACCUACGUUAAGUAGUUCCCAGCAUUCUGAUACCUUGGUAAAUGAGGGGGAUAUACUUAUAGUUAGAAGUAAAGAAUUUUUCUUCAAUUUCUUAUGCUUUUUAAAAUACGUACAUCGAACUACAAAACUGCAUGGACUUUACUUUAGGAAUGAAUUCAUUUAUAAAGCGGGAAUGCAAAUUUGCGGCUGGGUGUAAAAUGUACAUGUAGUAUGUGCACAAAUAAAAUAAUAUCAUUCUAAUAUUGGAUAAUUUGUAAAUCGAUUACACCAUUUUACUUUUUUGACGAAGUGGCUGUAGAUUUUGAAGAAAUUUCUAAUUGUAUAGUAUUUUCAGUUUCAUACUUCUAUCUGAUAAGCGAAAACACCUUCGAAAUCUCUUGGCACUUUUAUAAAAGUGUCUAGGAAAGUGAUUCUAAAGAAACAUUGACCCUAUUACGACCUCGAUAGUAAUAAUUCUCUAUAUAUUUCAGUUAUCUUGUUUUAAAUAUUUUAUGUGUAUUAGAGCGAGUUCGACUCGGGUUAAGCAUUCAGCAUGGCUGAAGUAGUUUUGCUUAGUAAAUGUUCGUUGUAUGUGUUGGACCGUUAUAAAUAGUUGCUUACUGUGUAUCCUGUUAAGUUUUUGAAUUUAGAAGUUUUUUAGGCUUGUGUGGCUUGGGUGCUUUUUCAUAUAUUAAUACUUUGUUAGUGAACAUAACCAUUCUUGUAUUUGGUCUCUUAUCGGAUUCGUGGUCAUGUAUUUGAUAAGGCCAAAGUGGUUGAUUUAUGUUUAUAGGGUUCCACCUAAACUAGUCGGUAGUGACCCUGCUUACUAAGCACGAGGUCCCGGGUUCGAACCCUGUAAGGGCAUUUAUUUGUGUAUUUAGCACAUAUAUUUGUUCCUGAGUUAUGGAUGUUUUCUCUGUAUAUAUUAUAUAUGUAAUAUAUAUGUAUAUGUAUAUAUAUAUAUAUGUAUAUAAAUACCUAUAAAUAAUAUUUGGAAUGUUUGCCUAAAGUACGAAUCAGCAGUCAAAGAUGAAUGAAAGAAGUUCAAAUAAUGAAUAGUGGAAGACAUUCCUGCCACUUAAAAGAGGUUCCCUCGAAAUUAACGAAAACAUCUACAUGUUGUAUGUAUAUUUGCAGAAAUGAUUGAAUGAGAUAACUGGUGGACCACUAAAGUGUUAUUUUUAAUACUGAUUGACUACUUGGCAUUGCGGCUGCAAAAUUAUGUGGAAAGUGUCUGCUACAUUUUUUACACCAAUAGUCGUGAGAAGUGACAGCAAAAAAAGUUACUUACUCAUGUCGUAAGUACCCAAUGACGUUGAGAAUUUUUAUUUGAUACCUAAAGAAUCAUCAAUCAGCGAAUAUAAAUAGAGAACUAGAAAACAGGACUGCAACUUAAAUGAGUUCCUAUCUGGAUAAUAAAUUAGUAAUGUUCUCAAUCAAAAGGUACCAAAAUUUCAUAGUCGAAAAGGACACUUUCACAAUAAAAUUUACAGAUGCUGUCACCAUCAUAUAAUCGAUAUGAACAUUUUACCUAAACGUGUACUUGUACCUUUUCCUGGGAAAAUAGUUUUUUUUCUAAGAGAACUAAUGCAAAAUGUUUACAAAAUAUGAGCUAUGCAAGGAGAAAAUAAAUAUCAAUGAGGUUAUAGGCACUUUUGACGUAUAUCCGGAGGAUUCAAAUCCGUCAGAGAAAUGUAUAUCCUAAAUUGGUAGUGACAUGUCACAAAAAUCAUUCACAGACGAAAGCGUUGUCCACCGCUAUCUGCUGUAGUGCCACGAGGCUAUUUAUUUGACUAACGAGCAGAGCGACGGUUUUAAUGUCGGUCCAUCCACCAAACGGAAGGUUGAGUAAUACCGUCAUUUAGCCAACGGAGCGGUUCACUAUGCAUGCCAAAAGUCUUUAUGAAUGUAUUAUUUAAAACAUUGCUUGUUCGCUCUUCGUUUAACUUGGACUUAACUUUGUUAACAUAAUAAUACAAUGUUAUACCGUCAAACAAUAUUGAAGUACCUAUUAUUACAAAACAUAACAAACCUUAUUAAGACAGAAACAUUUACUAAUCGCUCAAGCUUAUUUAUUGCACACAGGAACGUUUUUAUUAUUAUGAGUAGGAUAUGUGAGUACUACAAUCGUAUAUUAUAUUAAAAAAUCACUCAACUCUCACUAGUUUCAACAUUCUAUUUCACGAAUAGGUAUCUUUAUCAUGACACUGACACCUCAUUCUCUACAACGAACAUGGUUAUCUGUACCCCUAGUGUAACUUUGAUCGACAUCAUAACGUGACGAACGCGUUUGCGUUAAGUGUCAUUUUGUAUAGGAUUUUGAGUUUCCAAAACGUCCCGCUUGGCGCGCUCUUUCGAAAUUCAAUACAAAAUGAGACUAAACGCAAACGCGUACGUCACGUUUGGAAAUCGAAUUUAUUUACACUAGGGGUACUGAAGUGGAAAAUAUACGAAUAUAUCCGAGUGGGAUAGCCAACUUUAGAUCAGAAGGAUCACUCUUUAUCAAAACCGGUACAAAUACCCUAUCUCUUUCCCUAAAGUAGAGUCUACCAACACUAACUUUGCAGCAAAGCGAGGAACUGUCAUUAUAAAUGUCAAAUUUUCAUAGAAAUUUGGUAUGUAUUAUCGAGGACAUUGCCAGCGGGUCCCUUUCUUUCGCAUAAUUAUCGAAAGUCAUAUUAUCAUUAGUCAUAAUUAUGACUUAAAACUUUAUGGGAAACAAUAGAGACCCCAUUGCCAGACUUUGUCAUUGCAAUGAGAAUGGUGUUCAGAGUUAGCUUGGUCCGAUUCUAAUAUAAGUUUCACACUUGAUAAAAUAAUAAUGUCUAAAAACUAAGAACAUAAAGGGUAUAGCAGGAUAACCUAAGAAAAAUUGUCUUGAUGCCUUUUGAGGAGGUAAUACCCUGCACAAAGUUUCAUCCCUCUGUUCUUUCUGGGCUAGGUCAAUGAAACUUGUAUGAUGUAGAAUAUAAAUUUGUUCAUGUUUGAAAAAAAAAAUGGUGUAUGUACCAAGAGCCAAAUUUGUUAUACAGAUUGAUUAUUUUUUAUUUAUUUUACAAGAAUUUAAAUGGUUAGGGGGGUCAUAUUUUUUCAACAUAUAGCAUUUAGCCUCAUUAAUAUUUGUACAAAAUUUGAAAUUCGUCACUUUCAUAGUUUAGGAAAAAAUAAAUAAAACAGUUUUGGGGUUAAUCGGGUGAUUUUACCCCCAGGGGGUAACAGAGGGAUAAAACUUAGUGCAGGGUAUUACCUCCUCAAAAGGCAUCGUUUGAUUAUAGUUUCGAUCCAAAAACGCUGGGGAUAAUUUUUCUUAGGUUAUCCUGCUAUACCCUUUAUGUAAUGUGGAUGUGGUCAGUGGUUACCCUUUCCAUUAUCUUAUCAGCCUUUCUACGCAAGUGUUGGUCCCACCAAGAUGGCCAAUUUAUCCACAAACUGAAACCAGCGUCAGUAGGUCACAUUACAGCGGUCUCUUUAUUUAUAUAACCAUUCAUAGCUGACAGUUUCCUAACUACUCCAAACGAGCAGUAAACGAACCUUAUACAAUAUAUAGACACAUAUGUAUACAAUCUAUGCUUAUUUUUCUUUAAAACCACUUUAAGUCUAGAUUACGUACCUAACACAUACAAAUUAUUAUAAAAUUUUCUUUAUGAAGUUUUAUGAUUUGUACAGUACUUAACUUAGUUUUAAAAUAAGGACCGUCCAUACAUUACAUUCCAUUAGAUUAGUAAUUAGGUUAAGCAUACAAUGUUUUUUAAGUGAGUAGGCUAUCAAAUGAAUUGACUUUUAAGAGAUAACAAAAUAUGUUUACUGAAGUGGAAUACCUGAUUCAGCGCAGAUUAAUGUCCCGUAUAAACCUAUUAAAUUUGCUCUUGAAUAGGACGUCGAUGUUAUUAGCUUUCGCUUGCUAACUUGGUAAUCCGAUCCAAUCAUUUGCUCCCGCUUGUUGAAUAUUAGUAACAGAUAGAUAGUGCCCUAGUUCAACGUCAAAUACUUAUAUUAAGGGGUCAUGCAAUGAAUAACUAUAGGUAUAGUGUACCAUAUAAUGCACAAUAAUUAAAAUGCAUAGCCUGAGUGUUAGCCAAAUGCAAGAUAUGAGCUGCCACCUUAAUAAGUAAUUACAUCGGUCAGGAAUUGAGGAAAAACCGGGUUUUGCAAGAAGAAAGAUUAUUCCGUUUUCCAUCGUCUUGCAACUCUUGUAAUCGGCAAUAGCUUAUGACUUAUUUGUGAUAGUUCGUAUGUGUCUCCUCUGACCUAUUAUAGAGCAAGAUCCCAGAGCCGCCAGACCUUACUUAUUUUCUCAUGCAUAAAAUGUACGGGAUAAUAUGUACUUUUAAUGUUUGCAUACUUGCUAUAUUGGCCCGACGGCCAUUUGUCCGAUACAAGGUACUAAACUUAGGUAAAAAUAUUACUAUCUUUUCUUAAAUUCUCAUGCCUGAUUUUUAUUUAUGUUUUAGAAAAUAUUGUUAAAAAUUUAUACUCAACAAUGCCCGACCAUUUUCGCCGCAAGUAACUAUUAACAGACGCUUUAAAACUGUCAAAAAAUAUUGUAACUUUGCUUUCAUUCUCACUCUUGAUUUUAUAUAUGAUACUGAGGGCACUAUUGCUAUUACAUUUUAUAAGUAGUGACACCAAUUGGAGGGACCCCAACCAACCCCCAAACCCACAUAAAGUUUAUAUUUGUAUUUAUGUAAAACUUUAUGUGGGUCUGGGGGAUGGUUAGGCCCCUGCAAUUGGUCUGGCUACUUUCAAAAUGGUUUGUAAUAGUUCCCUGAGUAUCAUAUAUAACAAUCAAGAUUGAGAAUAUAAGUAAAAUUACGAUAUUUUUUUAAAAGUUUUAAAGCAUCUGGUAAUAGUUAUCGUCGACGGAAAAGGUCUGGCAAUGUUGAUUAUAAAUUUUUAACAAUGUUUUCUAAAACAUACAUAAAAAUCAGCCAUGAGAAUAUUGAGAAAAGUUAGUAAUAUUUUUACCUAACUUUAGCACCUUGUACCGGACAAAUGGCCGUCGGGCCAAUAUAGCAAGUAUGCAGACAUUAAAAGUAUAUACUAACACUAUAUUAUCCCAUACAUUUUAUUCAUGAGAAAAUCAGUAAGGUCUGGCGGCUCUGGGAUCUUGGACUAUUAUACUAGAGUAAAAGCUACAUAAUCAUGUGAUACCUAUGCAAGUGAAAAAAUAGUGACUCUGACGAGUCUUAAUAAUAAACCCACUGUUUUGGUUGGCCAAACAGUUGAUUAUUAGUAUGGUUGUAGUUUAGUUAUUUUGUACUCGUUAUUGAACCCUUGUGGCAAUACGUACUUAAGCAUUGAUUGUAAAAAAAUAUAUAAAUUAAUAGUAUUUUGUUAAUAUUAAACCUAGGGUAAGUAUUAAGAAAAAUAUUUAGUUUCAAUCACUAUCUUCAUCUAUUUCUCAGUGAAAUCUCUAUAGAUUGCACCUAUGUACUCCCCUAUAUAACUACGACUCCUUGGAUGGAUUGUCAUUGGGGUCUUUGAUGUGACGUCUCUCAGACAAUUAAGGAAAUGAGAAUAGUCCACAGAAUAAAAUCACAAUGACAUUUGCCUUCGAGAAAUAUAUUUUAGUGACUGAAUCUAGAUCUUGAUAUCAUCCUAUAGAAUGCGACGAAUUAUUCAUAUCAUGUAAUAAAACUAGGCACUUAUUUAAAUUUAUAAAUAGCGGUAGGAUAGUGUAAUUCGUAGCUACUUAUUUAACAAGUAUUUUGAUAUUCAUAAUUAGUGUCUAUUUAAUAAUUUGUACAUUUGUCGCCCUCAGGAAGUCCGUCCAAUAAUUAAGACUAAUGACAAUCAAUCACAGUCGAUUGAUAGUCCUUGAUAUGUAAUUUUACAAAUAUACAUAUCUUAUUUAAGUCACGUUUUAAUGUAAAGUUAGGUACCUAUAUAUUAAUUAAUACUUGUAAUAAAUGUUUAAUUAUAA